AUAAUAACUUCAAAUCACAGAUGUAGAGAGAGGGAGAGAGGAGAUUUAUUACUUCAUUUUUGCAUCAAAUUCGAAGACAAAGAAGAAGCUGAGAAUAAUUAUGAAAGUGGCUCAAAAUAUAGUGUUCCUAUUCAAAGAUUCCGAUGGAUUCGCUUCUGCUGUCGCUAAUGCUCUCUGUCCUAGCCCUAACACUUCUUUUCACCGACUAGAAGAGACAUUCGAGCUAUCACUGGGAAAAUAUGGAAUCAAAGAUCUUAAAGCGAUUGGUAAUCUCAUUCAUUUUGUUGACAGUGGUGGCAAUUAUCAGGUCUCAGUGUUGCUUCUGGAGAAGUAUGAGCCACCGACUUUAGUGUGUGCUGUCAGCGAAGUUUUGACUCAAAUGGUUGAAUCCUCAUUAAGCAUACCAGCAUUAAUAGUGCCAUUUGUUGGGAUGGCAUCAAAACUUAAACACGAGACCAGCGCAACUAGUAAUGAUGGCAGAGCUUCAUUCUAUGGCGUUCAAAUAGGUCCAGAAACAGAUAUAACCAGUGCCAUCGUAAGGAGAACCAAAAAGCCACCAUCUUCGCUGCAAAUUCAUUUUGAACCUUUGGCCUGCUUUCUUCAGGUGGUUCGCAUCUUGAAAUUGCCGACUACACUUCUUUUUGGAAGGCUUUCAGAUAAAGCUGCUGGAAAAGAGCUUGAGUUGAUUUUCCAGAUACUAUCUGAAAUGGGAGAGCUUUUGGCAAGCACCAUGUCCUUGAGCUUCUCGAGGGAAAAAAUCACAUGGAAUCCAGCAGCAAACACAUCAAAGGAUAUUAAAGAGCCAUGGCGAGCAUUGUAUGGUUGAAGUCCCGAAAAAUUUUGAAUUCAUCAUCUUCUGUGUUGCUAUAGUUUGUAGAGACACCAGAAACCAACUCAUCAAGCUGUUCGUCUUAAUGUAAUUUCAUACAUUAUACAUAUAUGAAAUUGGAACUAGCCUAGCAGGCAUUUGAUGUGCCUAA
This is a messenger RNA of Ricinus communis (castor bean), 980 nucleotides long. RefSeq lists its product as uncharacterized. The record is from RefSeq and is a predicted model, not a curated record. Bases 101 to 826 code for a protein of 241 amino acids. Lineage: Eukaryota; Viridiplantae; Streptophyta; Magnoliopsida; Malpighiales; Euphorbiaceae. The transcript is spliced from 4 exons.